AUGGCACUGCCCGUGUCGCGUUACCUGCCGUUUUCGCCCUCCACCACGGCCGUGCAGGCUGCGACCUACCUGCUCGGCAUAUCGCUGUUUAGCAUCUCAUUCCUCGUCUUCCUCAACAGCUCCAUCUCCUUUGUCAUCACCGACCUCAUUGGCAAGAAGCACGGCGUCGGCAACAUUGUCGGCACGCUGGGCUUUGCCGACGAGCUCGUCGCCCUGGUCGCUUGCCCAGUAUGGGGUCUUGUUUCGGACCGGCUCGGUGUUCGCUGGGUCGCCACGAUUGGAUACACCAUCAUUGCCGCUGCGCUUGCACUCUUGGUGCAGGCAAAUAAUGUCUAUCCGCAGCUGCUGCUUGCGCGCAUACUCUUCGCCGUCGGCGCGUCUGCCGCCGCCACCAUGGUGACGGCCAUUCUGCCUUCGCUCACCAAUGAUGGCGACUCCGUCAAAGCCAGGCACUCGCCCGUGCCAAAGCUCACGCGCAAUCCCCGCCACAGUGCCGUCUUCUCGAUGGAGUCAGAGGCCACCAUCACGCCAGAAAGGUACUCGCGCAGCAUAUCCCCCCGUGAGCGAGACGAACCUGCUCCCGAGACGCCCACGGAAGCAAGGAAGCCUUCAGUCUUGGCUGGAUUCGUUGGGCUAUUUACUGGCUGCGGUGCUCUGCUGGCCCUCGUACUUUUCUUGCCUCUGCCUGUCAGGUUUGGCGGGAUUGACGGUGUCACGCCUGGACAGGCCGUAUCAUACAGCUUCUACGUCGUCUCUGUCGUGUCACUUGUGGUGGCAGUGUUUGUCUUCAUUGGUCUACGUAACCUGCAUGGCGAAGACGGCAAGGGCUGGCGUGUGCUCUUCGGUCGCAAAAGCUGGUACCAGACGCAGCUGGAAAGCGAGGCUGACGAGCAUGGACAGAAAGUGGUGCCCUAUAUUAGUCUACUCAAGGACGCUGUGCUCUUGGCCUUCACCGACUCUAGAAUCAGCCUUGGAUACAUUGGGGGUUUCGUGGCUCGAGCCUCGACUGUAGCCAUAUCUCUGUUUAUCCCCCUUUACGUCAACACCUACUUCAUCAGCAACGGCUUCUGCACCGGAUCGCCUCAUGACCCUUCUCCAGAAUUGAAAAAAGAGUGCCGAUCUGCCUACAUUCUCUCGUCAAUUCUCACCGGCGUCGCACAGCUCAUGGGCCUCAUCUGUGCGCCUAUCUUUGGCUACGUAUCUAGUCGAAACACCCGCGUCAACUACUCCAUUGUGGUUGCUACGGUGUUUGGCAUUAUUGGAUACCUUCUUUUGCCACAACUUCAGAGCCCUGAAAUUAAGAAUGUGGAUGGUCGUGGCGGCACGCCUGCUGUGUUUCUUGUGGUCACUCUGAUUGGCAUUAGUCAGAUUGGUAGCAUCGUAUGCAGCCUCGGCGUCCUCGGUCAAGGUGUUCUUGCUGUCGACCUGCAGCGCACCUCUCUGCGCGACGAGGCAGUCCCAUCUCUGGCCCCCGACGAGGAUGAAUCAGGAGACGGCCACGAGCCUCGGAUCCGAAUCGCGACUGAUGAAGCCGCCGGCUCGCGUGUUCGUCUCAAGGGCUCAAUUGCAGGUGUCUACUCGCUGUGUGGUGGCGCGGCCAUCUUGCUACUGACGAAGCUAGGUGGAUUCCUAUUUGACAAGGUGAAUACUGGAGCGCCGUUUUAUAUGAUGGCUGGCUUCAAUGCUGUGCUACUCGUUGCGAGCUUAUGGGUGGAUGCUGCUAAGGCUUUUGCCCGAAUCUAA
Beauveria bassiana ARSEF 2860 is the source of this 1743-nucleotide messenger RNA. RefSeq names its product major facilitator superfamily transporter. Gene Ontology annotation, biological process: transmembrane transport. Bases 1 to 1743 code for a protein of 580 amino acids. The record is from RefSeq and is a predicted model, not a curated record. Lineage: Eukaryota; Fungi; Ascomycota; Sordariomycetes; Hypocreales; Cordycipitaceae. Gene Ontology annotation, molecular function: transmembrane transporter activity. The transcript has 2 exons.